AUGACAUAUUCUCCGGCUAUGAUUGCAGCCAUGACUUACAAAACUCUGCAAGAUGUGGUGGGCCAUACCCCUUUGGUGCGUUUGCAGCGCAUACUACCGCCCGCGUCGGCUGCGCGCGGCAAUGUGAUUUUGGCUAAGCUCGAGGGCAAUAAUCCGGCCGGCUCCGUCAAAGACCGCCCUGCCAUUUCGAUGAUCCGCCGCGCGCAGGAGCGUGGGCAAAUCAAGCCCGGCGAUACUUUGAUUGAAGCCACCUCCGGCAACACAGGUAUUGCCUUGGCCAUGGCCGCCGCGAUGAUGGGCUAUAAGAUGGUGUUGCUUAUGCCAGAGGAUGCCAGCGCCGAGCGUACCCUGACCAUGCGCGCCUUUGGUGCCGAGAUUGUUUUAACCCCCAAGGCCGGCAGUAUGGAGCUGGCCCGCGAUAUGGCUUUGCAAAUGGAGGCCGAGGGCAAGGGUUUGGUACUCAACCAAUUUUCUAACCCCGACAAUCCCCGCGCCCAUUACGAGGGCACGGGCCCUGAGCUGUGGGAGCAAACCGGCGGGCGUAUCACCCACUUUGUCAGCGCCAUGGGCACUACGGGUACGAUCACGGGCACCUCGCAAUUUUUAAAAGAGCAAAACCCGCAAGUGCAAAUCAUUGGCGUGCAGCCGCAAGAAGGCGCCCGCAUUCCAGGCAUACGCAAGUGGCAAGAGGCGUAUUUGCCAGAGAUUUAUCAGGCCGCACGGGUCGAUGCCUUGCACUACGUCAAUCAGCCCGAUGCAGAAGACCUCUGCCGCCGUUUGGCGCGUGAAGAAGGCCUAUUUUGUGGCGUAUCAUCGGCAGGC
Messenger RNA from Darwinula stevensoni, 822 nucleotides. Lineage: Eukaryota; Metazoa; Arthropoda; Ostracoda; Podocopida; Darwinulidae. The record is from the annotation of a GenBank genome assembly.